AUGAUAUCUAACCUAAGUCUUGCAGUAAAAUUACAUAGUAAAUCUAGCCCGGAGGAUGCCACAGAAGAGAAAAAAGUUCUUGUUGAAUAUAGUAAAGAAGAGGACGCAAGCACUGUGGCAUCUGGGGACCUUCAAAUACAGGGCCUGCGUGUUUUAAUGUAUCUGGAAUCUAUUGGGAAGCCAGCCCCAAAGGAGGAGCAGUCAGAGCAUUCAAACCACAAGUAUAAGGUUUUUCUUGGCAAUCUGUCUUUGGGGGUGACUGAGGAAAGUCUCUCUGAGUUGGUUAAAAAGGUGCACUCUAAAGGCGUUAUUGUCAAGACUUCCGCGAAAAGCGAAAAGAAGUACGCCUUUUUGGAGUUUGAGACGGAGUCGCAGAGGAACAUCGCACUUGGCCAGAUUGAGGUUAUAAAACAGGAAGGCGCUCUGAGCACGGAAGUAGAAGUCUCAGUAGCGCAUCCCUACACCCCAAAAAGGUCAAGAUAUGGACCACACAGAAAAGGAAGACAAAAGACUCAGAAACCAUCCCAAAAUUCAGUUUAG
Messenger RNA from Nematocida ausubeli, 540 nucleotides. RefSeq lists its product as uncharacterized. NCBI's taxonomy places the organism in Eukaryota, Fungi, Microsporidia. Bases 1 to 540 code for a protein of 179 amino acids. The record is from RefSeq and is a predicted model, not a curated record. Gene Ontology annotation, molecular function: RNA binding. The transcript has a single exon.